UGAGUGAUACCAACAUACAUGCUGGAGUUUUCACUGAUUCAUGUACAACAUCUCUCGAAUCUGUUUGGUCACAAAGUGACUGGCGCUCCGUGUGAAACGUCAAACUACGUUUCAUAUCAGUACGCAUUGAAGGCUACUGCGCUGUUAUUGUGAGAACGGUCUAUUACAGCUGAGUACUAAGCCAUGUCAAUGUAUUAUCAGUUCUGAAAUGCAAGACUGAUGUACAUGAGAAGAGAACAUGCUUUAGACCUGAAUGUAUCCCUCAAUCCAUGAAUAAGAAUCACAGAUCAUUGCCUGUGUUCUGGUGUAGGCCAUCUCCUCCUCUUCUUUGUGUGUUGCAGAUAAAGAUGUCCCAGGUGAAACAGGUGGGCCUGCUGGCUGCCGGGUGCCAGCCCUGGAACAAAGACGUAUGUGCUGCCAGUGAAGACCGGUUCGCUUACUGUGCAACACUUGCUAUAUAUGUCUACCAGUUGGACCACAGAUACAACGAGUUCAAGCUUCGAGCCAUCAUGUCAGAGCACAAGAAGACCAUCACGGCCAUAUCGUGGUGCCCACACAACCCCGAGGUGUUUGCCAGCGCCAGCGCUGACAACCUGCUCAUCAUCUGGAACGUGGCAGAGCAGAAGAUCGUGGCCAGGCUGGAUAACACCAAAGGCAUCCCAGCGUCUCUGAGCUGGUGCUGGAACGCAGGUGACGGCGUGGCGUUUGUGUCCCAUCGGGGCCCUCUCUAUCUGUGGGCCAUCAGCGGGCUGGACGCCGGCGUCACCAUCCACAAGGAGGCACACAGCUUCCUGUCCGACAUCUGUCUGUUCCGCUGGCACCCCGUCAAGAAGGGCAAGGUGGUGUUUGGACACACGGACGGGAGCCUCUCCAUCUUCCAGCCAGGAUCUAAAAACCAGAAGCACGUGUUGCGCCCGGAGUCUUUAGAGGGGACGGACGAGGAGGACCCGGUCACAGCGUUGGAGUGGGAUCCCCUGUCUACAGACUACCUCCUAGUGGCCAACCUGCAUAAUGGCAUCCGAAUGGUCGACUCAGAGGGGCUCACCUGUGUCACUACCUUCAGCUUCCCCAGUUCAGCUGCCUCUGUACAGUGUCUGGCCUGGGUCCCCAGUGCACCCGGCAUGUUCAUCACUGGAGAUUCUCAAGUCGGUGUGUUGAGGAUAUGGAACGUGUCCAGAUCUACACCGCUGGACAACUUUAAACUGAAGAAGACCGGCUUCCAUGCUUUACAUGUGUUAAACUCUCCCCCAGCCAAGAAAUCCUUGAGCUCCAUCUCCCUGACAAAGAACCACUACACAUCAUCCACCAGUGAGGCUGUUCCUCCUCCUACUCUAUCCCAGAACCAGGCCUUCUCCCUCCCCCCGGGCCACGCUGUCUGCUGCUUCGUGGAUGGAGGGGUGGGGCUCUACGACAUGGGAGCCAAGAAGUGGGUCUUCCUACGAGACCUGGGUCACGUUGAGACCAUAUUUGACUGUAAAUUCAAGCCAGACGACCCCAACCUGUUGGCGACAGCCUCGUUUGACGGGACCAUUAAGGUGUGGGACAUCAACACCCUCACGGCGGUUAAUACGUCUCCCGGCAACGAGGGUGUGGUCUACUCCCUGUCCUGGGCUCCUGGAGACCUGAACUGCAUAGCCGGAGCCACGUCCCGGAACGGUGCAUUCAUCUGGGAUGUGAAGAAAGGCAAGAUGAUCACACGAUUCAAUGAGCAUGGGAAUCAUGGUAUCUUCUGUAUCGCAUGGAGCCAUAAGGACUCUAAAAGAAUAGCCACAUGUAGUGGCGACGGCUUUUGCAUCAUUAGGACCAUCGACGGCAGGGUCUUACACAAGUACAAGCACCCUGCUGCUGUGUUUGGUUGUGACUGGAGCCAGAAUAACAAAGACAUGAUAGCCACGGGCUGUGAGGAUAAAAACGUGCGUGUGUACUACCUGGCCACCAGUUCUGACCAGCCACUCAAGGUGUUCACGGGUCACCUGGCCAAGGUGUUCCACGUGCGCUGGUCUCCUCUCCGAGAGGGUAUUCUCUGCAGUGGCUCAGAUGACGGGACUGUGCGUAUCUGGGAUUAUACCCAGGACGCCUGUAUCAACGUGCUGAGUGGUCACAAGGCUCCGGUCCGUGGCCUGAUGUGGAACACGGAGGUGCCCUACCUGCUGACCAGCGGCAGCUGGGACUACACCAUUAAAGUCUGGGACACCAGGGACGGAACCUGCCUGGACACCUGCUACGACCACGGCGCUGAUGUUUAUGGCCUGACUUGCCACCCCAGCCGUCCGUUCACCAUGGCCUCAUGUUCCCGGGACUCUACGGUCAGGUUGUGGUCCCUCACUCCGCUCAUCGCUCCGCUCCUGGUCAACGUCCUGGCUGACCACAGCUGGGACGACAUCAUCGGCAACACGGAUAGGGCCAUGGUACCUGGUGCUACCCCUCUGCUCUGUGGGAAGGUGUCCAGAGACAUCAAGCAGGAGCUGGAUAAACUCUCCAGUGAAGUACGGGUGAAGAAACUCAGGUGGUUCUCUGAAUGUUUCUCUCCACCAGGGGGCAGUCAUAACCUGUGGGACCUGGUGUCAGUGAUCAACGGGCAGGACGACAGUCUGCUUCCCCAGAGCUACAGCAAGGGCGUCAUGCACAUGAAACACUUGGUCCGCUUCAAAACCUCUGAGGCCCAGGAAUUGACCAUAGUGAAGAUGUCUAAGUUCGGCGGGGGGAUCGGGGCUCCCAGUAAAGAGGAGAGACUGAGAGACGCAGCAGAGAUCCAUCUAAGACUGGGGCAGAUCCAGAGAUACUGUGAACUCAUGGUGGAACUGGGAGAGUGGGACAAGGCAUUGUCAGUUGCCCCUGGUGUAUCCAUAAAGUAUUGGAAGAAACUCAUGCAACGAAGAGCCGACCAGCUGAUGCAGGAAGAAAACCACGAUGUCAUCCCGUACUGCAUCGCCACGGGAGACGUGAGGAAGCUGGUCAACUUCUUUACUGCCAGGGGUCAACUGAACGAGGCGCUGCUAGUGGCUCAGGGAGCUUGUGAAGGCAACAUCCACGUGCCUCAGACCGCCGUAAUCAACCAUACAACCACUACAGACAGCGACGACAUACAGGCAUAUGACGGGCUACUGCACUGUGCAUGUAAGGAGCUAGCGGAGUGGUAUUUCCAAGAUGGCCGUGCUGUGCUGGCGGCCUGCUGUCACCUGGCUGUGGACAACACCGAGCUAGCCAUGGCCAGUCUGAUCCGGGGUAAUGAGCUGGAGCUGGCUGUGUGUGUAGGGCUGGUGUUGGGAGAAUCUGCCAAUCAGGCCACUCACUACGUCCUGGAGCUACUAGCCAGGAAGUUCAUGACCGCACCCACCUGCUUUCCAUCAGUUGGAAGCAGGGACCUGGCAGCUGACCUUCUCCAGAUGAUCCCAGACAACGAGGUCCUGCUGGCCAAGCUGUGUGCCUUCUACCCUGGGAGCUCCUCGGAGAUAGACCAAAUCCAUGAAAAAUGUGGUCUUCCCAGUCUGGAGGAGUGUCAGGGGUUAGCUGAGUCUGCUGUCAGCGAGGGAGACAUCUUCAACGCUGUCAAGUACUAUCUAAUGAGUCCAGAACCCGAGGCAGCCCUGCUUGUUGGCAUCGCCCACGUCAAAGAACAGCUGAGUGAUUCUGACUGGACCGUAGACUCUGUCCAUCCUAUCCUGGACCUUCUGGGUUACAUUAGAACGGACCGGCUCAUACUUGCCAAGUUCACUGAAGCUCGAAGUGAGCUGCUUAUCCUAUCUGGAUACAUCGGUGCACUGUUGGCCAUCAGAAGACAGUACUCCAGCAUUGUUCCUGCACUUUACGAGUACACCAGUCAGUUGAUGAAGAGGAGAGAGGUGUCUGUUCCCUUACAGAUAGAGAAACUCUCUGUAGAGCUGGAGGCAUGGAUGGCCUGCACGCAGUCUCUCAUCAACUCCAGGGGUCCUGAUGAGGCUCCCUACACCCCUCCGUCAGAGGCCCAGAAGGCAGAGCACGCCCGUCUGCUAGACAGGCUCCAGGAGGAGCCACUCAGGGGCCUGGAGGGGCCCGACUAUGUCACAGGCUCCAACCUGCCCAGCCACUCUGACGUCCAGGUCUCCUGCUUUACCGGACUCAGGAUCCAGGGCCCUGUGUUUUUCCUUGAGGACGGUAAAUCGGCCAUAUCAUUGAACGACGCCCUUAUGUGGGCCAAAGUGAACCCUUUCUCACCUCUGGGGACGGGUGUCCGUCUCAACCCCUUCUAAGAGCCAGCCUCGCCAACGAGGAUGGGCUACAGGACUAAUAGCAUUUGAUUGGUCAGCCUCCGAGGCCAAGGUCACACGACGGUAAAAGGGCGACGUCAGGACCGACACCUGCUCUUCCUGAGAGAAAGAAGGAAGAAGGGAUGGAUGUUCCAGAAGGAAAGAAGAGAGAUGGGAGGAAGGAUGCUUAAAAUGACUUCUCUCCACUAUGUGCUUUUUCUAUGUGGUUUUACAAUGUGUGCAGCACAAGUCAUCCAGUCAACAGUGUUACAGCUUCUCACAGAAAACGUGUUGCCGUACUUAGACACUGAGAAAGAGGGUUCGCAUGGUUGAAACGGGUUAUAGUGUUUCUAUGUAGGAGCGAGACCAUUCUAGUACGGCUGUCUGGUUUUAGAAACACCGUCACAUGCACAUGCACAUCACUACACAGACAAGUCGACGAGCUAUGUGAUUCUUAUUGUGCUCAUGGUCAUAGCACCAGCCUCAUUUGAUUGGUGAACACCAUAUUUGUGUUGUAUUGCUGUUGGUUUAACGUUGCACAAUGUUGCAUCAUCCUUUCUGUCUGCUACAGAAACCAGCCCGCACACAUACAUGCACAAGAGCAAAGCGGUUGGUGAUGUCGGCUUACAGUGGUAGUUGAAUGAAAGCAAACAAAUACAUAGAAACGUACCCGGUAGCCUUUUAUUUAGCUUAGCAUCAAUCAGUCAAAUAAUUGAUGUAGGACGUGAUUGCGUUCGCAUUAAAACAGCUUAGCAGCAUGGUGUCUGUGCAGUACUGUGUUUGACUGUGAAGGUAUAAGACUGCUGGACCAACAAACAAACAAAAAAGGAUGUGGACAUGUAAAGUUGUCAAUUAACUUGUGAAUAGGUUCUUGUAUUGUACAUAAGACUGUCAUUCCUGUUGAGUUGCGCAGCACUGCUUCAGGGAUCACAGUGGCUAGCUAGAAGGGGAGGUAGUUGGUACUGUACACGGCUAGGGACUUGCAAGUGUAAUAGCUGUUACGACACUUGAUUCAUAGGAUUAAAACUCCUAUUCUAUGGUGGGGUCGACGCUUUGGAAUGCCUCUGAGUCUCGUCAGCGUUGCCUCCUUCAUAAUCAUUCGUAGCCAUCACCUGACUGCAGAAUUUGUAGUGAUUUCAUAAUGAUGACAAGCUUCUGUAUGCAAGUCAUUAUUACCAUCACAAUUUGGCGGACAGGGUGACAACCUGCUAAGACUAGCUAGCUUAUAUGUUAAACAGAAAGCUGUGGUAAAAAGGCAAUAUUUGAGAAUCAUUUUGCUUUUGAAACACAGACCUGAAUAGAUAGGCUAAUUAAUCAUUUAAAAAAAUGUAAUACCUGAAGGUUGUGCCUUAAAGUAGAAAACUAUUUAUCACUGCAACAUACAGUAUAUUGGUAAGUAGAUGCAUUCAUGUAAAGACAAGAGGUUUUCUUCCUUCUGCUUUAAUGAAACAAUUAUUUAUUCAUAUAAUUUAUACAAGUGUUGUCAUUUUUUAAAAUAAUGUAUUGAUAUUAGUUUUCCACCUAUACUUAAAUUACCUUUAAAUGCAUUUAUUUACAUAUGUAUUUAUUGAUUGUGUUUUACUUAUUGACAUAUGUACAGUUUGUUUGUACUGCCAUUGCAGUUUAUAAAAUGUGUUCAUGAAAAUAUCAAAAUGUUAGUUUUUGUACCAUAAAGACGAUACCAAUGUAAAC
Messenger RNA from Oncorhynchus nerka (sockeye salmon), 5918 nucleotides. Its product is annotated as WD repeat-containing protein 17-like. NCBI's taxonomy places the organism in Eukaryota, Metazoa, Chordata, Actinopteri, Salmoniformes, Salmonidae. The transcript has 27 exons. Gene Ontology annotation, molecular function: protein binding. Bases 270 to 4229 code for a protein of 1319 amino acids. The record is from RefSeq and is a predicted model, not a curated record.